AUGGUUGAACAGUUUCAUUGGACUAUGACUGACGUCCACCAAAUGUCUAGAAGUUACGUAAGAAAAACCACGCCCAAGUACGACAUUGACGAUCUUCGUCGUGUAGCUGAAGCAAAAGGAGCACUUUGGGUGAAGCUGCUACUAAAUAUUCGGUACCUAAAACUACAUUAUUUAAACAAAUUUGCUGAAGCUAACAAAUUAAAUCACGGAUUCAACAAAGAAUUUCAAUUAGCAGAAGCUACUUCAUAUAAUAUAAUAACCGCUUUUAAUGCCACUGAAGUGAAACUAGAAGCCCUGCAACCAAGACACAAUUUUUCUGUUCAUCAACUUUUUAAUAUUGACGAAACAGCUCCAAAAGGUUUAAGACAAGUAGCAAAAGCGACAAGUGGAGAGCGUGGUGUUACAACAACCAUUGUUUAUGCUGCUAGCGCCAAUGGUACAUAUGUACCCCCUAUGUUCAUCUUCAAAAGAAAAAGAAUGAGCGAGCUAUUACUGAAGUGCUGUAAUAGAGAUAUGAUUGCCACAGUUUCUGAUUCUGUUACUUCUAAAGGUUCAACAGACGAACAGUGA
Messenger RNA from Acanthoscelides obtectus, 570 nucleotides. Lineage: Eukaryota; Metazoa; Arthropoda; Insecta; Coleoptera; Chrysomelidae. The record is from the annotation of a GenBank genome assembly.